Messenger RNA from Cariama cristata (Red-legged seriema), 1015 nucleotides. Its product is annotated as alpha-actinin-4. Gene Ontology annotation, molecular function: actin filament binding. Gene Ontology annotation, cellular component: plasma membrane; Z disc; cell projection. The record is from RefSeq and is a predicted model, not a curated record. The annotation marks the transcript as partial. NCBI's taxonomy places the organism in Eukaryota, Metazoa, Chordata, Aves, Cariamiformes, Cariamidae. Gene Ontology annotation, biological process: actin cytoskeleton organization; muscle cell development. The transcript is spliced from 7 exons.
GGAAGGAGGCCAUGCUGAAACAGAAGGACUACGAAACCGCCACCCUGUCGGACAUCAAAGCCCUCAUCAGGAAGCACGAAGCCUUCGAGAGCGACCUGGCAGCACACCAGGACCGCGUGGAGCAGAUCGCAGCUAUCGCCCAGGAGCUCAACGAGCUGGAUUACUACGACUCGCCCAGCGUGAACGCGCGGUGCCAGAAGAUCUGCGACCAGUGGGACGUUCUGGGUUCCUUGACCCACAGCAGGAGAGAAGCUCUCGAGAAAACGGAGAAGCAGCUGGAAACGAUCGACGAGCUGCACCUAGAGUACGCGAAGAGGGCGGCCCCUUUCAAUAACUGGAUGGAGAGCGCCAUGGAAGACCUUCAGGACAUGUUCAUCGUCCACACCAUCGAGGAGAUCGAGGGGCUCAUCGCCGCUCACGACCAGUUCAAGUCCACCCUGCCCGACGCCGACAAGGAGCGUGAGGCCAUCCUGGGCAUCCAGAGGGAAGCACAGCGGAUCGCUGACUUCAACAGCAUCAAACUCUCGGGGAACAACCCCUACACCUCCGUCACCCCGCAGAUCAUCAACUCCAAGUGGGAACGGGUCCAGCAGCUGGUGCCGAAGAGGGACCAUGCCUUGCUCGACGAGCAGAGCAAGCAGCAAUCCAACGAGCAUUUACGUCGGCAAUUCGCCAGCCAGGCCAACAUCGUGGGGCCCUGGAUCCAGACCAAGAUGGAGGAGAUCGGACGCAUCUCCAUCGAGAUGAACGGCACGUUGGAAGACCAACUCAACCACCUGAAGCAAUACGAGCAGAGCAUCGUGGAUUACAAACCCAACCUCGAUCUGCUGGAGCAGCAGCACCAGCUCAUUCAGGAGGCGUUGAUCUUCGACAACAAACACACCAACUACACCAUGGAGCACAUCCGCGUGGGCUGGGAGCAGCUCCUCACCACCAUCGCCCGCACCAUCAACGAGGUGGAGAACCAAAUCCUCACCCGCGACGCCAAGGGCAUCAGCCAGGAGCAGAUGCAGGA